Molecule: messenger RNA, 1401 nt
Organism: Prunus mume (Japanese apricot)
Lineage: Eukaryota; Viridiplantae; Streptophyta; Magnoliopsida; Rosales; Rosaceae
Source: RefSeq, a predicted model, not a curated record
AUGCCUGAUACAAAGGCUAUUUUGCCUGCGAUAGCCACUGUUGCUGCUUCUGCAAUGCUUCUUAGAAGUAUUGCCAAUGACUUCAUUCCUGAUGAGUUUCGAAACUACUUCUUCUCAAGCCUCCAUAACAUUUCCCGGCGCUUCUCUUCUCACCUCACCAUUGUCAUAGAUGAGUUUCAAGGGCUAUCCUUGAAUGAAGUCUUUGAGGCUGCUGAAGCCUAUUUGGGCACGUUAGCUACCCCGUCUCUUCAAAGAAUCAAAGUGAGCAAGGUUAAUAAGGAGAAGCUCGGAGUUGCACUGGAUCGAGGGGAAGAGAUAUGUGACGUUUAUGAAGAUCAUGUUCAAGUGAUGUGGAAAUUUGUUUGUACAAAGGUUGAAUCAUCGUGGGCUACAAAUCCUGGUGAUCUUAAUGCGUCCUUAAGAUCAGAAACAAGAUCCUAUGAGCUAACUUUCCACAAGAAGCACAAGGAGAAGGUAUUAAAUUCAUACCUUCCAUACAUUUUAGACAGAUCAAAGGCGAUUAAAGUAGAACGAAAGGUAGUAAAGCUCUGCACAAUUGAUCAAUAUGAAUGUUAUGGGACCCAAGAGGUAAAUCUGAAUCACCCCAUGACCUUUGAGCUGCUUGCCAUGGAUAUGGAGAUUAAGAAGGUUUUGUUGGAUGAUUUGAAUAAUUUCAAAAAUGGAAAGGAAUUUUACAGAAGGAUAGGAAAAGCUUGGAAACGGGGGUACUUGUUAUAUGGCCCUCCUGGCACAGGCAAGUCCAGCUUGAUUGCAGCCAUCGCUAAUCACCUCAACUAUGACAUCUACGAGUUGGAGCUGGCAGAUGUUGGUUCCAAUUCCGAUUUGAAGAGAAGGUUGCUUGCCAUGCCUGACCAAUCUAUGCUUGUAAUCGAAGAUAUCGAUUGCACAAUUAACCUGCAAAACCGGGAAACCGAGAAUGAAGCACCGAGUACGGGGAAAAAUCAGGUGACACUCUCUGGGCUUCUCAACCUCAUUGAUGGUCUUUGGUCAUGUUGUACUGAUGAACGCAUAAUAAUUUUCACAACAAAUCACAAGGAGAAGCUAGAUCCUGCCUUAGUGAGACCUGGACGCAUGGACAUGCACAUAAACAUGUCAUAUUGCACUCUUUCUGCAUUCAAGCAGCUGACAUUCAAUUACCAUGGCCUCUCCCAUCACCAACUCUUCGAGCAGAUCGAAGGACUUAUAGGGGAGGUUAAAGUCACCGCAGCAGAAGUUGCAGGGGAGUUGAUGAAGAGCAGAGAUGCUCAAACUUCACUCCAAGGCCUCAUCAAUUUCCUCCUGGAGAAGAAAAAUCAACAAGAGAUUGUGAGGCUAAAACUAACUACAUCUGUACAAAAGAAGAGCAUUCACAAGGAGGAGGAGGAGGAGAGCAAGGGUUAA